GACCAGAAGCAGGAAGGAGGAAUAACAUCCAGACCGAGACGCUGCGUUUGAUCUAUAAUACCUCCAUGGUUUGAUCUCAGCUCGUCAUGAAAAGAGUCACGCUGUUUCUCAGCGGAACCUCCACCAACGGGAAGGUGGCAGCUGUGUUUGGCUCCAUGGAGGACUUCCUGGGCGUGGCCAGUUCCAAGCUGGGAAUCAGAGCCUCCAGUGUUUAUAAUGGGAAUGGCGGCCUCAUCGACGACGUGUCCCUGAUCAGAGAUGAUGAUGUCCUCUACAUAUCCAACAGCGACACAUUCGAAGAUCCUGAGAAUGAUGGAGACCCAGAGAAGACUCAGACUCACACCGAUUGGCUGACGCUCAACGUGGGCGGACGGCGCUUCACCACCACGAGGAGCACGCUGGUCAGUAAAGAACCGGAGAGCAUGCUGGCCCACAUGUUCAGAGAGAAAGACGUUUGGGGGAACAAACGGGACUCUGAGGGGGCGUAUCUCAUCGACCGCAGUCCAGAUUACUUUGAACCAAUACUGAACUUCCUGAGACACGGACAGCUGAUCAUCAAUGAGGGAAUCAACCCGCUGGGUGUGCUGGAAGAAGCUCGCUUCUUUGGAAUUGAGGAGUUGGCUGAACAGCUGGAGACACUCAUAAAGUUGUCUCAGCCUCCCGAUGAUCAUUCUCCUCUGACCCGAAAAGAGUUCACCAGGUUCCUGCUGGCGACAACCACCAAGGCAGAGCUGCGGUGUCAGGGUCUGAACUUUAGCGGAGCAGAUCUGUCUCGUCUGGAUCUCCGUUACAUCAACUUUAAGAUGGCCAAUCUGCGUGGAACGAACCUCUCCCACGCCAACCUGAGUGGCGCCAACCUGGAAAGAGCGGACCUGUCCGUGGCAUGCCUUGACGCAGCCAAUCUUCAGGGUGUGAAGAUGCUGUGCACAAACGCUGAAGGGGCUUCACUCAGGGGCUGUAACUUUGAAGAUCCUGCAGGAAUCAAAGCCAACCUUGAAGGAGCGAACCUGAAGGGCGUGGACAUGGAGGGCAGCCAGAUGACAGGAAUCAAUCUGAGGGUCGCCACCCUGAAAAACGCCAAACUGAAGAACUGUAAUCUGAGGGGGGCCACGUUGGCUGGAACGGAUCUGGAGUUCUCUCCCGAGGAGGGCCUGAUCCUCCGGUCAGCCUGCCAGCUCAGCCCGAGGAGCACCCAGCCACCUGUGUCCGUGAGGCCCACGCGCUCAGGAGCCCGGACGGGAGCCCGCGGUCCGACGAGUGGACCGGAUCCCCGCGCGCACCGAGACGCCGUGAUAGGCUCCGUUGACCAGGGCGGGAUCGCCCGGCUGCUGCACCCCUGUCUUUUUAUUUCUUCAGAGUCGAAGGAGAAGAGAGAGAGACGAGAGACUGCUUGGACUGAAAGCCGAGAGGAACGAGGCCGCAUCGGACUGGAACCCCCGACAGAACCCGCUCCAGAUGCAGAAUCCAGAGGAGACGUGAGGCUGUGUUUGGGCGAUCAGUCAGUUAGAACGGUGUAAAGCUGAACUUAUGUUUAAUGAGAUUACUGUAUGCGUAUUACUGUACGUUAUCAUUAUUGUGUUCUUUAUCAUCUUUAUUAUUAUUACAUUUGAUUCUCUUCUUUUCAUUCCAUGCAUUUAACGUUUAUGUUUCAUUUUAUUGAUUGUUGUUUUUCUUGUUAGUUAAUGGUGUUGUAAUAAGGUAGUUUCUGCCAUCAGGUUUAUUUGGGUGUUGCGUUUAUCAUCUUUUGACACCCGUAUGUAAAUAAAUUCUGAUUGAUUUCUUUAUGAGUGGUUGUGUUAUUUCAUGCAAGAUUUGGUCACAAAUUGAUUUGUUUAAGCAGAGCCUAGUGUUCGGAUAUCACGCCUUCACUGUUAUUCUGUAAGAUUUGCUGUUCUGCAGGAUAAUUCAAAUCAUAAUGAGACUGAUUUUCUGCUGUUAGUUAUCGAAUCCCACCGGAAGUAAGGCCCCGGCGGUGGUGCCCCUACGAGAAUUAUCAUUUUUGAUAAUACAAUUUGAUAAAUAGUCAACUUUAUUAAUUAUUAAUAAUUCUUUAAUAGAAUUAUCAUUAGCCUUGAUAACUGGACAGCCAAGCUACCUAUGAGUUGCACAACAUAAAUGGUGCCCCGUGUGAGGCUCUCUAAUAACAAUAUUUGUGACCAAGUUGUAUGAAAUAAUUGAACAUUAAUUGUCAUCAGAAGAAAAAUAUUUUUUUUUUUUUUUUUUCUUCCCCUCAUUAUCUGAUUCCUACGGUUAUUUUAAAACCUCCCUGUUCUCUGCAACCUUGCUUCACUGAAGUUAAUGGUUGGUUUUGCUUCAAGUUCUUUAAAUUCUAUUAAUAGAACUUUGUCGGGAUUACCCCAUGUGAGUUAUUAAUCUUUCGGAUUAAUUUCUACCGUGUUUGUUAAAUUGAAUCUUUAAUUUGGUGGCAUUUAAAUUUUAAUCCACCUUAUUGAUUCUCUUUUGUUUUUUUUUGUGCUUCCAAGGUUAUCUCAAUUCUGUUUAUGAUAACCAAGAACCCAACUGCUUUGAGGCACAGAUCAGAGUUGGUUCAGUCUCUCAUGCUUCAUUUAUUGUCUCAUUCCUCCUAAUCUGGGUGAUAACGUGAAUCUACUUCAUUACUGAGUGUUAAUCUCUUGGCAGAGUCGCAAGCGAAACACUGGUGUCCGGUUCGUGAACUGCGUGUGGUGCACAGGGCAGGAAACUCAUCGCAUUUGGACGCAGAGCCAGCAGAGGUGACCCGAGGUUGACUAAGAAGGACCAU
Messenger RNA from Cololabis saira (Pacific saury), 2761 nucleotides. RefSeq names its product potassium channel tetramerization domain containing 9b (gene kctd9b). Gene Ontology annotation, molecular function: protein binding. Gene Ontology annotation, biological process: protein homooligomerization. Lineage: Eukaryota; Metazoa; Chordata; Actinopteri; Beloniformes; Belonidae. Bases 87 to 1517 code for a protein of 476 amino acids. The transcript is spliced from 12 exons. The record is from RefSeq and is a predicted model, not a curated record.